Scophthalmus maximus (turbot) is the source of this 649-nucleotide messenger RNA. Its product is annotated as C-C motif chemokine 4. Lineage: Eukaryota; Metazoa; Chordata; Actinopteri; Pleuronectiformes; Scophthalmidae. Gene Ontology annotation, molecular function: CCR chemokine receptor binding; chemokine activity. Gene Ontology annotation, biological process: neutrophil chemotaxis; immune response; cellular response to tumor necrosis factor. The coding region runs from base 249 to 548 and encodes 99 amino acids. The transcript has 3 exons. Gene Ontology annotation, cellular component: extracellular region. The record is from RefSeq and is a predicted model, not a curated record.
CCUCCCCUAACUAGACAGCUGCAGUGGUGUGAGCGCUCCUUCGUGGUGGAAAGCUGAGGAGAUGUGGGGGAAAUUCUGCUCUGAGGUUGUCUGGUAGGUCUAAUCUAUGAAUUGGAAGGGCUGACAUCAUAGACAUUUCUGUUCCACAAUAGACUUUUUAUUUAAAUUGGAAGCGGGGUUUAGGCUAGAUCACAGCAAAGAAGAAGAAAGACCAAGAACAUCAUCAUCUUCUUUUCACCGACAACAUCAUGAAGACUCUUUGCUUGACUCUGGGGCUGCUGCUGCUCAAUGUCUGCUGCUGCAACACCAUGCCUAAAGCGUUGCAGUUCACCAUGACACCUGGAUACUGCUGCUUCAGCUUCCUCAAUCGCAGUUUACCACCAGCGCGUGUCACCAGCAUAACUGAGACCCACCGCUCCUGUCCACAGCAGGCAUUCAUAGUCCAAACUAUUAAAGGGAAACAGAUAUGCUACAGACAAACUUUCCCAUGGGCUAUACAUGUCUACAACCUGCUCCACAACACUGAGGGCAGCGGUCAACAGCACUGAAGUUGUAUUAUUGUCUACUGCUCUGAUAAAACAAUGCCUGGUUUUGCAGGUUUAAAUGAAUAAAUAUUUGAAUUUUGAUUAAAAAAAAUUAUAGCUGUAAA